GGAUAUGAUCCGUCCCCUCGAUUGCAGGAAGUAGGGCUGUUGGGGUUUAAUUAGGCAUUCAGGUUGAGAUCUGAGGAGCCGAUUGAGCGAGGAGCGGAGAGGGAAAGAUGGAUCCACAAAUGGUAGAGGUCACGCAGCUCUUCGAGCGAUUCAAGGCCGCAUUCGUUAGGAAAGAUUUUGGCUCCUGCAACAAUCUUCUUUCCCAGCUGAAGGUUCUAUUGACAAAGUUUCCUAGCUUGCCACCAACGUUCCAAAUAACAUCAAAUGCUGUCCAGGAGUUGACAAUUGCAAGAGAGAUUUAUGAACAUGCUGUUGUCUUGAGUGUGAAAACUGAAGAUCAAGAUGCCUUUGAAAGAGACUUCUUCCAACUCAAACCUUAUUAUACUGAUACUUGUGGUAUGAUACCACCGUCUCUCCAGGAGUACCCAAUAUUGGGUCUUAACCUUCUGAGGCUGCUUGUGCAAAAUAGAAUAGCAGAAUUCCACACUGAACUAGAACUUCUUCCUCAAAAUGCUUUGGAGAACCCUUGCAUCAAGCAUGCUGUGGAGCUGGAACAAUCAUUCAUGGAAGGUGCUUAUAAUCGUGUCUUGAGUGCAAGACAGUCUGUGCCACAUGAUACUUAUGUUUAUUUCAUGGAUCUACUUGCAAAGACAGUCAGAGAUGAGAUUGCUGGCUGCAGCGAAAAGGCUUAUGAUUAUUUGUCCAUUAAUGAUGCCAAAAAGAUUCUGAUGUUUUCAUCUGACCAAGAACUUUCUGAUUAUGUCUCAGAGGAACACCCAGAAUGGGAAAUCAAGGAUGGUUGUGUUUUCUUUCAAAAGGCUAAAGAAUCUCAACCGUGCAAAGAAAUACCAGCACUACAACUUAUCAACCAGACAUUAAGCUAUGCUAGGGAGUUGGAGCGCAUCGUCUAAUAACUUUUGUUGUGUUUUUCUAUUGCCCACUGGGCGGUUUAUACUUUAAAAGCACCGGAGUAAAUUGCACCUUCUAUUUGUUUUCAUCUCCGUCGAUGGAUGAGAAGAUUGAUCGUAUUUGCACUAAAGCUCAAAACUCUGGCAUUGCUUUUAUUCUAAUUUGAUUUUGGAAAUUCAGAUA
Messenger RNA from Zingiber officinale, 1092 nucleotides. Its product is annotated as 26S proteasome non-ATPase regulatory subunit 8 homolog A-like. The transcript has 6 exons. Bases 108 to 911 code for a protein of 267 amino acids. The record is from RefSeq and is a predicted model, not a curated record. NCBI's taxonomy places the organism in Eukaryota, Viridiplantae, Streptophyta, Magnoliopsida, Zingiberales, Zingiberaceae. Gene Ontology annotation, cellular component: cytosol; nucleus; proteasome regulatory particle. Gene Ontology annotation, biological process: proteasome-mediated ubiquitin-dependent protein catabolic process.